AUGCCCGUACCAACCAAGUCAUCUUUCUAUUUGCCGGUUGUCGACAUAAGUCCGUAUCUACAAGACCCGAACAGUGAUGGCGCACGCAAAGUAAUCGACGACGUGCGCGCUGCAUGCACUUCUACGGGCUUCUUUCAACUCCUCGGGCAUGGAAUAUCCCCGGAACUGCAGCAAUCCGUCUUUACUGCUGCAGCCAAGUUUUUUGCGCUUCCAACCGACGUAAAAUCACGCUGCAAGAACGUCGGUUUCCGAGGGUACGACCCCAUGGCCUCGCAAUCGUAUGAAGCGGGAGUACUCCCAGACCUCAAAGAAGGCUUCAUUUCUGGGACAGAUAUCCCCCUCGACGAUCCACGAGUGAUAAACCGGAGGUUUUUCAUGGGGCAAAACGCAUGGCCGCCGGGCGAGCUACUGCCGGAGACAGAUUUCCGCUACCCCGUGGAAGAAUACUACCAAGCCAUGAUGAAGCUGUGCUGGGUGGUGUUGGACCUUGUCGCGGCCACUUUGCCAUAUGGGCCCGAUAUAUUUGACGAGUUCAAGGGAAAUGACCCUGCGUGUCCGCUUCGACUACUUCACUAUCCACCCACUCCUGCCCCGGACGUGGUCAAGGGUCGUCAGCUGGGCAGUAGUGCCCAUACGGACUUCGGAGCCAUCACGCUUCUCCUGCAAGAUCAUAACCCCGGGCUUGAGGUCCAGGACCACCAAACGGGGGACUGGGUUGGGGUUCCUCCGAAGAGCGACGCUUACGUGGUUAAUCUGGGUGAUAUGAUGAGCAGAGUCACCAGGGGUCAUUACAAGAGCAGCAUUCACCGUGUCAUCAACAAGAACUUGACCGAUCGGUACAGUGUAGUGUUCUUCUUCGAUGGCAACCUGGACUACAAGUUGCAGCCGCUGGAUCGUGCUGGGCAGGAUCAGGACGAAGAAACUGUGCUCACGGUGGAGGAACACAUGUUGGAGCGUACGACCACCACUUAUAACACCAAGGCAAAGUGA
This is a messenger RNA of Penicillium odoratum, 990 nucleotides long. RefSeq names its product isopenicillin N synthase family dioxygenase. The transcript has a single exon. The record is from RefSeq and is a predicted model, not a curated record. Gene Ontology annotation, molecular function: dioxygenase activity. NCBI's taxonomy places the organism in Eukaryota, Fungi, Ascomycota, Eurotiomycetes, Eurotiales, Aspergillaceae. The coding region runs from base 1 to 990 and encodes 329 amino acids.